Molecule: messenger RNA, 369 nt
Organism: Pestalotiopsis fici W106-1
Lineage: Eukaryota; Fungi; Ascomycota; Sordariomycetes; Amphisphaeriales; Sporocadaceae
Exons: 1
Coding region: 1-369 (122 amino acids)
Source: RefSeq, a predicted model, not a curated record
AUGGAUGUCAUGGAGAAUGUGACCAGCGGGCCACCGCCCACACUUCAUGGAUCUGUUUUGGCCUCUCUGAGUAAAUUCAAAAGCCUACUUGCCGCACUCGACAAGACUGCAGAGGGCGUAUUAAGACCUCAAAACAUUGAAAAAACGCAGAUAUGGGAAGGAUACGGCCGACUGAAGCUUUGGGCGGAGGAGUCCAACGCAAUCAGUCCUCCAGAAGAGCUAGGAUCCCUUGACCAGCUCCUCGACUCGAACGAUAAGAUCCACGAAGCUAUUCUCGACAUCUUCACCCAAUUGCAAAAUAUGCUUCAAAUGGGUGCGUCCUCUGCCGAUGCAGGCUUCAUCAAGAGUUCUACUGAUUUUGCGCCGUAG